Rhipicephalus microplus (southern cattle tick) is the source of this 1662-nucleotide messenger RNA. RefSeq lists its product as uncharacterized. NCBI's taxonomy places the organism in Eukaryota, Metazoa, Arthropoda, Arachnida, Ixodida, Ixodidae. The record is from RefSeq and is a predicted model, not a curated record.
GUUCGGACCAGUCCCGAGUCGUUAGUGUUGCUACCGCUAAGCCGGACACUAAAUUAAAAAUAAUUCACGCAGCCUGUUGCGACGCUUCACUUUAGGAGACUAGACCAUCAGGCCAGUGCUUUUGGCAGUGACGCCAGUAAACCGCCACCACCGUGGUUUUGUUUGCUGCAACAAUGAAGCUAUUGCACCUUCACGCAUCUUUUCUUUUGAUGAUCUCGGCUCUCUCUGCCGCAGAUGGUUCAUGCAACGAGAGCGACACCCUCUUCGACAUCGGGUUAGUGAAGGCACUAAGCAGGCCAUCCUUCGAUGCCUUUCCUCUGCCAUACAUUCGCCGCACAUUCCGUAAAGCAAUCGACUUUGAAGUGAGUCUGUCUCAAGGAAAGCUGUACGGACUUGCAAGCCUGAGACUCUUCAGCCACAGCUACAUCAACGCCACCGAAAACGGCAUCACAGCCAGUUUCGGUAUUGACGGCGGUCCGCUCGAAGUGACAUACACUGGAACCAUUCGCUCUGUACUCUUACACUCCCAAGUCUUGCUGAGCGUCCACAUUCCGAGGAUCGAGCUCUUCAUCAAAGCCCAUGAGGGAAUAUUAAAUAACCUGCACGUCGAUUACGUGAUCUCCCGUGCCUCCUCGGUGACGUUCAGGGCAAACCAGCUCAACGAAAGCAACCUGGUGGUCGAGUUCAUCACCUUUAUCACCCGACACCGCUUCGAGGAGGAGAUUAAGAACAAAAUUAACGGUGUGAUUUCCGCAGCUGUGCACCACUUCUUGGGCCAGGUUGAGCUUUUUGUGAGAAACGGAACGAUAAUAGAAGAAAUUAAAAGUCCUCGAGACGACCCGAGCUAUAUUCCUGGGAUUGUCUUGCCUGGACGUGGUGGAAUAUGUUAUUCCGACUAUCCUCUGGGCCCUUACGGAUCGGGAAUAUUUGACUGCAGCAUCUGGCGAAUGACAAUGGCGUCAAAGCUCGACCCUCUUGUGCUUUCUGACGUGGACGACAUCACCUGGGGAGGCAUGCUUUUCCACAUAACCAACGUGACUGUUCGCGGCCUCAGCAGCCUUCGCCAAAGAGGCGACAAUUAUGCCGUGACGAAUCAAUGUGGUAUGAGCGCCCGUGUAGCCCUCACUUUCAAGAAUAUCAGGGUCCGCUUGUACGCUAACAUGGGCUUUCUAGCUCAGCGGUUGCAAAUGGACGUGCGAAUCGUGGGAGUCGACGUAGUCCUCCAGGUGAAAGAGAUCGACCAGGCCCUGGAAAUCGAAGACUACCAGCUCAAUUUCACACAACCACUCGAGUACGACGUGCACGUGCUCACGCCCGGUAUUCGUGAAGUGGUUGACGCAUCUCGAGUGCUCAUGGGAAAGCAGUUGACUGAAGAGCAGACAAACAAGCUGGAAGAUCACUCGAGGAAGUACCUGGAGCGGGCCAUAGGAACAGUGACCGAAUUUAUCAAGGAUCCGGCACCUUGGAUGCCAUGGAACCACUCCAUCAUCGAUGCUUACCGCAAAUACCUCGAACAGCGUCAAGAAUGAUGUAAAAAUACGCGAUUCCGUUACCCUAGAGUUUAUGCAUAUAAAGAUAUUUAGUCGCACACCUUUACCAGAUCACAUCCUUGCAGGGUGGACCAAACGAUUACGAUGUGCCAAUAAAAAACCACAGCCUAUG